This is a messenger RNA of Akanthomyces muscarius, 1545 nucleotides long. RefSeq lists its product as uncharacterized. The transcript is spliced from 8 exons. Lineage: Eukaryota; Fungi; Ascomycota; Sordariomycetes; Hypocreales; Cordycipitaceae. Gene Ontology annotation, cellular component: membrane. The record is from RefSeq and is a predicted model, not a curated record. Gene Ontology annotation, biological process: transmembrane transport. Bases 1 to 1545 code for a protein of 514 amino acids. Gene Ontology annotation, molecular function: transmembrane transporter activity.
AUGGAAACAAUGGCAAAGACUUCCAACGAGAAUAUCGCCAAGGUAGUCACCAUGGAUGAGCCCAGCAUCUCCAUGGUUGAAAAGGCCGCCGCGAUUGACCUUCAGAAUGCCGACCUGGCCCUGCAGAUUCUAUACGACAUUGACGUCUCGCCGGAAGAGGUCGCGGCCGUGGACGAAAAGGCAUUUCUCAGCAAGGUUGACCUUCGCAUGCUCCCCAUUAUGUUUACGGCGGUAAUGCUAUUUUCCUUUGACAAGAGUACGCUCAGCUACUCAUCCGUCAUGGGAAUUCGAGACGACGCGCAUCUCUCCUCUGGCGAAUACGCAUGGCUCGGCAGCAUCUUCAGCCUCGGCUACCUCGUGUCCAACCUGCCCUGCGCCAUCAUGAUCCAAAAGGCGCCCCUGUCCAAGUGGAUCGUCGUCAUGAUGAGCAUCUGGGGUGUCAUCCUGGCCCUCAUGGCGGUUGGCCGCAACUUUGGCCAGCUCUUUGCCAUUCGUCUACUUUUAGGCAUCUUUGAGGCCAGCAUCACACCUACCUUUGUCGUCAUCACCGGCAUGUGGUACAAGCGCGACGAGCAGGCCAAGCGGCUCGGCAUCUGGUACGCGGGCUCCGGGCUCGCCAGCGUUGUCGGCGCGCCCAUUGCCUACGCGAUUGACGGGAGCCCCAGGACUGGCGUCCUCGUGUCUUGGAAGUUUCUCUACGUUUUGUCGGGCGCAUUGACCGUGCUAGUGGCCAUUGUCUUCUUCUUCAUGGUGCCCGACUCGCAAAGGUCGGCCUCGUUCCUGUCGCCCGCCGAAAAGGUCUACGCCAUUGAGCGGCUUCGUGUCAACCAGCAGGGCAUCGGCAACCGCAAGUUCAAGUGGUACCAGAUGCGGGAGCUGCUUCUCGAUCCCCGCACCUAUCUCUUCUUCGGUAUUCAAUUUGUCGCCAACAUUGGUUGGGGAGCGACGAGCACUUUUUCGCCGCUCCUAAUCAAAGCGCUGGGCUACUCUAGCCGCAACGCCUUGAUUCUCAAUAUGCCCAAAGGAGCAGUCAUCUUCGUCUCGGUUCUCGUCGCUUGCUAUAUGGCCGACAGGAUGAAGGACAAGACACUCUGGGCCGCCAUCAGCGCCACCAUUGGCAUGAUUUUCGGCGCCUUGUGCUUUGGGCUUCAGCACAAAAGCUCUGCCGGGGCUUUGGCAGCGUUUUCGCUUAGCGAGGCAUCUACGCCUCUCUACAUUCUCACUUUCAGUAUGGUGUCGGAGAAUACCGCCGGCCACACGAAAAAGCUCCUCACAAAUGCAAUUCUCUUGGUUGGCUCAACCACUGGAACCCUGACCGGCCCGCAAAUCACCAAGAAUGAUCCGACGUAUGCACGGGUCAAGGUGCUAAUCACUGUAUGCCCGGCUAUUUGCCUCGUCUUCAUCAUGCUACUGCGAUUUCUCAACAUGCGCGCCAAUCGUCGUCGCGAUGCUGCCCAGGCCGCCCAAGGCUACAAUCAUGUUGAGAACAGCGAGUUUCUGGACUUGACAGAUGUUGAAAACCCCGAGUUCCGAUAUGCAAAGUAA